AUGAUUAUUUUCGUGUUUAAUAUGAUUAUCCUUAUUGGGAUAAGCAUCGUAACGAUUUCAUACACACGUUUACUUUUAAGAAGUAAAAAAAAAGCAAUGGCUUCAACCGUUUACCAAGGAAAAGAAAUUCGAAAGUUUAAUCAGGCACCUGGGCCACAUCCAUGGCCAGUAAUCGGGAACUUGGAUAUACUAGGUCGAUUUCAAUACAACCCUUUCCAGGGUUUUGGUGCAUUGACAAAAAAGUAUGGUGAUAUUUACUCCAUAACUCUUGGACACACUCGCUGCCUAGUAGUGAACAACAUCGAUUUAAUAAAAGAAGUCUUAAACAAAAAUGGGAAAUUCCUAGGCGGACGUCCGGACUUUUUUCGAUAUCACAAGCUUUUUGGAGGUGAUCGGAACAAUUCAUUGGCCCUGUGUGACUGGUCGAAAUUACAACAAAGGCGGAGAAAUUUAGCAAGACGGCAUUGCUCUCCUCGAGAAGCUUCUUCAUAUUUUUCUAAGAUGUCUGCGAUCGGAGGCCUUGAAAUUAAUCAUUUAUUGGACCAGCUUAAGAUAAUGUCUUUAGUAAAUUCGUUCGAUAUAAAACCAAUAAUUCUUAAAGCCAGCGCUAAUAUGUUUUGUCAAUAUAUGUGUUCAGUUCGUUUCGAUUACAACGAUAAUGAUUUUAAAAAAAUAAUAGAAUACUUUGAUGAAAUAUUUUGGGAAAUUAACCAGGGCUAUUCCUUUGAUUUCUUACCUUGGCUUAUACCAUUUUAUAGCAAUCACAUAAAAAAAAUAGUGCAUUGGUCAACUAAUAUACGGAAAUUUAUUUUAGAUAGAAUUGUCAAUCGUCGAGAAAUAAAUAUUAAUUUGGAUGAUCCCGACAAAGAUUUUACUGAUGCUCUGCUAAAAAGUUUGAAAGAAGACCAGAAUGUAUCCCGUAAUACAAUCAUUUUUAUGCUGGAAGACUUUAUUGGAGGGCACUCCGCAGUUGGGAAUUUGGUAAUGUUGGCACUGACGUACAUAGCCAAAAAUCCAACGAUUGGUCAGCUUAUUAGGCAAGAAGUAGAUAUUGUUUCCAAUAAGGGACUAAAAAGUAUUACCCUUUACGAUAUGAAUGUAAUGCCAUAUACAAUGGCUUCCAUUUUAGAGGUUCUACGACAUUCAUCGUCCCCUAUUGUUCCUCAUGUAGCAAUGGAAGAUACAGUGAUAGCUGGAUAUGGCGUUAUAAAGGGUACAAUAGUUUUAAUAAACAAUUUUAUUUUAAAUAUGAGCGAAAAUAACUGGAAUUAUCCCGAUCAAUUUGACCCUGUCCGGUUUCUAGAAAGAAAGUAUACAAAAAACAGAAGCAGUUCGUUAAAAACCAAUGAAUAUACUAGGUCCACAGAAAGUUCAGAUUACGGUGUAGAGAUGGAUAAGGAAAAAUACAACAAAUGCGUUUUCAAUCAAUUUUUAAAAAAUAAAAUAAACCAAAAUAAAAGUGUUAGUAAUGGACAAGCAUUUCAGCUUAAAAAUAAUAUUCCACAUUUCUUACCAUUCAGUGUAGGUAAGCGCACAUGCAUUGGGCAAAAUCUGGUUAGAGGAUUUGGGUUUCUUCUACUUGCAAAUAUUAUACUAAACUAUGAUGUUAAGUGCUCUGACUUUUCGAAAAUUAAUUUACAAAAAUCAAGUGUGGCCUUACCUACAAACUGCUUUGAGCUAAUUUUGCGGCCCAGAAAUUAA
This is a messenger RNA of Drosophila subpulchrella, 1701 nucleotides long. Its product is annotated as cytochrome P450 307a1. Lineage: Eukaryota; Metazoa; Arthropoda; Insecta; Diptera; Drosophilidae. The record is from RefSeq and is a predicted model, not a curated record. The transcript has 2 exons. Gene Ontology annotation, molecular function: heme binding; monooxygenase activity; iron ion binding. The coding region runs from base 1 to 1701 and encodes 566 amino acids.